This is a messenger RNA of Saccoglossus kowalevskii, 708 nucleotides long. RefSeq lists its product as uncharacterized. The record is from RefSeq and is a predicted model, not a curated record. Lineage: Eukaryota; Metazoa; Hemichordata; Enteropneusta; Harrimaniidae.
AUGGGGUCCGUAUCUGUCUACAUACUAGCAUUAGUAGUACUGGCAAGUCAACACCUUAUUUCCCAGGCCACGGAUCCCGAAAGUCAACAAGAACGAGAAGAAAGAGGGCGUACUUACCUAGGUGUAAGGGAGGAAGAGAAUGACCCAGAACGUGAAGAAAGAGGGCGUACUUACCUUGGAGUGAGAGGAAGAACCUAUCUUGGUGUGCGAGACCCCGAAAGUCAACAAGAACGAGAAGAAAGAGGGCGUACUUACCUUGGCGUGAGAGGAAGAACCUAUCUUGGUGUGCGAGACCCCGAAGAUCAACAAGAAAGGGAAGAACGAGGACGUACUUAUUUGGGAGUUCGUGGUAGAACCUAUCUUGGUGUAAGAGACCAAGACGAAGAUACAGAAAGAGAAGAACGAGGACGAACUUACUUAGGUGUAAGGGACGAGGACAGGGAUGCGGAACUCUCAGAACGAGGCCGGACGUACCUUGGUGUGAGAGGCAGAACAUACUUGGGUGUUAGGGACCAAGAAAAAGCAGCUGAACGUGAAGAGCGUGGUAGAACAUAUCUUGGUGUAAGGGACAUUAUGGAGGAGUGAAAGAAAGAUACAGAGUCGUAAUUAUUAUAUGAAAUAUAUCAUUUUGUUUUUCGCCAAGAUCGACAAAUGUACACAACAAAACUUAUAAAUAAUGCAGUUAUUAAAUACGUACACAUAAUUUAA